AUGGUAUUUGUGAAGUACAAUCACACUUUAAAACGUCGUUACCAGAGGAGAGAUACAAUUGAUCAUGUUAUCCUACAAGAUAUUGAUGAUAGUAAUGAGUGGCUGGUAGGAAGAUUGGAGUCUUCUGAUGACAAUGUUGAUCUUGUCUUUGAUGGCGAUGACUUAACAUGGGAUAUGGUAAGCAGCGGCUAG
This is a messenger RNA of Arabis nemorensis, 192 nucleotides long. The record is from the annotation of a GenBank genome assembly. Lineage: Eukaryota; Viridiplantae; Streptophyta; Magnoliopsida; Brassicales; Brassicaceae.